Messenger RNA from Chaetura pelagica (chimney swift), 611 nucleotides. It is a transcript of the gene MED31, whose product is annotated as mediator complex subunit 31. Gene Ontology annotation, cellular component: mediator complex; core mediator complex. Gene Ontology annotation, molecular function: transcription coregulator activity. Gene Ontology annotation, biological process: regulation of transcription by RNA polymerase II. NCBI's taxonomy places the organism in Eukaryota, Metazoa, Chordata, Aves, Apodiformes, Apodidae. The record is from RefSeq and is a predicted model, not a curated record.
AUGGGGAGUUACUGCUUUUUAUCCUGUUUAAACACACUUUCUCUAUUUAUAUGGUUCAAACUGAAAAAAAUUACUCUGAAAUCUAUUAUGUGGGUCCAAUUUGUACUGUUUUCUCAUGAAUUAGAUGAUACAGGAAAUCGACUUCGGUUCCAGCUGGAGUUAGAGUUUGUUCAGUGUCUGGCAAAUCCAAAUUACCUCAACUUUCUUGCACAAAGAGGCUACUUCAAAGACAAAGCUUUUGUGAACUAUCUGAAGUAUUUACUUUAUUGGAAAGAACCUGAAUAUGCAAAAUACCUGAAGUAUCCUCAGUGUUUGCAUAUGUUAGAGCUGCUCCAAUAUGAACAUUUUCGCAAAGAACUGGUAAAUGCUCAGUGUGCUAAAUUUAUUGAUGAGCAGCAGAUUCUUCACUGGCAGCACUAUUCACGGAAAAGAAUGCGCCUCCAGCAGGCACUUGCAGAGCAGCAGCAACAAAACAACACUUCUGUAAAAUGAAAAAUGCUUGAUGAGUGAUCAGUUGUACUUCAUGUCAGCUUAAGUAUUUAAAAGAGAAGAAUGAACCUUUUCAUAGCUUUGGCUUUGUGUAUGUUUAUUUUUUUAUUUAUCUGGGGACU